GAUAAAAAAUGGCGAAAUCUUCAUCAAGACGAGUGUAAAACUUAAUAUUUACAGUCUAUGGUGUAGGAACAGCAAAAGGAUGUUUGAAUUUUAAAUGAUACCAUAACACUCCUGUCUGUGUCCAGUCGUUUGCUUAAUUUGAACAGUUUACCUCCUUUAUGACAGGACUAGCCUCAGUCUAGAACUACAGAUUCUGACCGGAAGAAGUGUUUUCUGUGCAUGACAGAAGCCAUGAGACUUCUUCUCCUUCGAUCCUUUUCUACUGUUAGGACUUUAUUCCGUCAGAGGCCACCAGUCAACCCGCAGAGGCAGCGAGGCGUAAGUGGUUUAGCAAUGCGUCUGGUGCAGUUCCAAAGACAUGGUGAUGCAGGAAACAUCAGGGUGGGGGUGGAGCUCGGUGAGGGGCUUGGCGUGGUGGAUCUGAAGGCGUUCGACCCCUCAAUGCCCUCAACGAUGAGAGCGCUGCUGGAGCUGGGAGACGAGGGUCUGCAGUGUGCACAGAGGGCCUUGUCGUCCGGUCAGUGUGUGGUGGAGCGAUCAGACGUCCAGCUGCUGUCUCCUGUGUUGGCUCCAGAGAAGGUGGUGUGUGUGGGUAUGAACUACAGAGACCACUGUCUGGAGCAAAACGCCCCCAUCCCCAAAGAGCCGAUCAUCUUCAGCAAAUUCCCCAGCGCCAUCACUGGGCCGUAUGACGACAUUCUGCUGCCCUCAGAGAGCCAGGAGGUGGACUGGGAGGUGGAACUGGCCUUUGUGAUUGGACGAAGAGGAAAACACAUCAAGGAGGAAGACGCUCUCUCCUAUGUGGCGGGGUUCACUGUGGCCAAUGACGUCAGUGCGCGGGACUGGCAGAUGAAACGCAACGGGAAGCAGUGGCUGCUGGGGAAGACGUUCGACAGCUUCUGUCCUCUUGGCCCUGCAUUAGUGACCACUGACGCUGUGAAAGAUCCUCACAACCUGGGCGUCCGCUGUCUGGUUAACGGAGACACUGUCCAGAGCAGCAACACGGACCAGAUGAUCUUCAAAACGGAGGCGCUGGUCGCCUGGGUUUCAAAGUUUGUGACAUUGACUCCAGGUGAUGUGUUUCUGACCGGGACGCCCCCGGGCGUGGGCGUGUUCAGAAAGCCACCGGUCUUCCUCAAGAAGGGAGAUGUUGUGGAGUGCCAAAUAGACCGGAUAGGAUCCAUCAUCAACAAAGUGGUCUAAACUCUGCUGCUGCUGAAAAACACCAACAGACCGUUCAGGAUUAAUCAAACUGCACCACUGAUCGACUGCUGCUUCACACCGCUGCCCAGAUGAUUCGUCUCUUGUUUCCUGACAGAAUUUGUGAAAACCAGCGGCAAAUGUAUUAAAAUAUUUGAUCCGUGACAAAAGUUUUCUUAAUGACAAUCAGGGCGUAGAAAACAUGGUGGAAGUACUCCAUAAAACAGUGUAAUUGUGUGACUCAAUGUGUUGUUUGUGCUGCUCAGCCCUGUUUACUGAGUCAUCGCCAGAUUUAAAAAUACACCCUGAUCAGAAGCCACCUACUCAUGCCAUACAGCAGGGUGCUGUGAAGCCCCUAACCCUUUUUUUACAUGUACUAAAUAAAAAUGUUUAAGAUUCUCAGAUUAAUGCUCUACCAGUUCAGAUGAUUUAAACUGCCACCUCUCAUCAGAAAAUGAGUAGAUCCCCGGCGAUAAUAAGAAUUCAUUAAAUAGAAAAUGUGGCGUCA
This is a messenger RNA of Labrus mixtus (cuckoo wrasse), 1708 nucleotides long. It is a transcript of the gene fahd2a, whose product is annotated as fumarylacetoacetate hydrolase domain containing 2A. Lineage: Eukaryota; Metazoa; Chordata; Actinopteri; Labriformes; Labridae. The record is from RefSeq and is a predicted model, not a curated record. Gene Ontology annotation, molecular function: hydro-lyase activity. The transcript is spliced from 8 exons. The coding region runs from base 220 to 1203 and encodes 327 amino acids.